AUGAAGCAAUGCUCAUCUAAGUCCGCGAAACCAGAGACAAAUCUUUCACAAUUCAGUGCCAAGGUGCGCCAAAGAAUCCGAGUGGAUUAUCAGAGUUCAGUUGAUGUCGACAAUCCGGUUCAAGUUGAUCACAUAGCGAACACGAAAUGGAAACGUGGCCAACUAUGCUGGGAGGCGAAGGGAACAUGUGCGCAAGAUUACAAGAAUAAAGAGACAGAACUAAUGAAAGAACUGAAUCAGUCACGACGAGAGUCCUUCAGUGAAGUUGCUGUAUCACUCUUUAUGGUCGGAAAGACGCCGCAGAAGGCAAAGCCCAUGAUCAUCAUCUCAAGCGAGGACAAGCGAUCACGCGAAGAGGCCGAACGCGCUAUCAAAAACAGCGGCAUUUUGAAGGAUUUGAACUAUGAGAUAGGAUUUCUGAAGUAUCUCCCGUCAGGUCCCAUCCACGCUGUUGCACGAUCGUCUAGUGAAGGUUCUGGUGACUCAAUAGCAGAUUCUUCCUUCUCUAGACCCGGAAGAUUGGAUUCGGAAAACAGGGAAGACACUAAAUCGAUUCUGCCAAGCCAACCAGGUGUCCCUGUCUCCAAAACAGCCUACUACGACCCAGAACAGCGGCUACAGACGACAGCGAUGUCAAUCCAUGUGAACACAGCUACCAAAAAAUCAAGAAUGGCAACCGGAAACUUGAUAUACAACGGCGCAACUUACAAAUAUCUUACAGUCGCCCAUGUUUUUAGCCCAUGGAAUCGCGACUCUCCUUCGAUCGAUAGCGGAAUAGACGAUCUCGGUAUACCGUUUGAUAGCGACAGUGAAGAAGAAGAAGAAUGCAACGAGAAGACUUCUUAUACUGCAGGCACAACACCAGUUUCACUAAAAGUCCCUGUGACUGCAUCGGCCAUGCCUUACGGAUCUCUUGAUAUCGCCAACGACCCACCAUCUGGACUACUCAGACUUGGAGAAUUAUCCACUGAUGAGGACCUCGAUAUUUCCACAGAUUGCGCUAUCAUCACUAUUAACGAUUCCAAAAUCCAACAAGAGCUUGUAGAUCUCGCCUCUUCAAACCGGGAAAAAGACGCUCAAUUACAUGCAGUUGAACCCAAGUCUUCUCCAGUCACGACAUGGACGAGGCGCGGUCCCAUCUCCGGUACCCUCAGGACUGUUCCGAAAAUCAUGAGUCUUUCAGGCAGUGAACGUUUUCAGUUGAUUCACGAACUUGCUCACGAGGGUGUGAUUGAGAAUGGUGAUAGCGGAUCGCUGGUCUCCGACAAGGCUGGCAGAGAAUUGUAUGGCAUGAUUAUUGCGACAUCUAAAAAUCGGAGCAUUGCCUAUGUUAUGGCAGCGAAAGAGCUUAUGUCCAGUAUCGCAAACGCUGGAGGGUGGAGAAUUAUGAGCCCUCGCAACGAUCAUAGUGAUACCAAUCAAAGUCGUGAGGCAAUAGCUUCCCAGACAGAAUACGAGCCAAAUUCCACGGUAUUGAACGAAGAUACUUCAAUGUGGGACGUUUACGAAUUGCCGGAUUCAAGCUUCCGGGUCAGAAAUCAGGCCUUCUUUAUAGAAGGAAGGAUGUUUGCUAUGCUUUUCAACGAAGCCGUCGAGGAUGAUUCUGCCGAUCUCUUGACUAAUCACUACGGCGAUGUGACUGGUCUAUACCAGUCCACUCGAGUAAAGCAUAGCGACAUAGCACCCGCUCAGGUGCGAAUUUUCAUCGUCGUGAAACGUAAAAGAGACUUCUGCUAUGCUGUUCCGGUUUCAACCUACGGCAAUCUUGCCACCACAAAGCCCGGCGUUUGGCCAGAGGCACAUGCCAUUGCUUACUCGUACGGAUGUGACCCACAAUUAGUCGCAGGCGAACAAGCACUCCAGAAACUUCCUAUCGCAGUUCAGAUGGCCAGGAACGAGAAGCCACUGGAAGUAGCCUCUAGGAUAUACUUCGGCAUCCAUUAUCCCAUCCAGUAUGGCGUCAAAGCCAAGGAUUUGGGCUGCGUACAUCCCGACUGGAUAGCCAGGUUUACCGAAUACUGGAAGAUGGAGAAUGAGGAUGUUUUCAAAAAUGGUCCCGAGGUCAUCGACGAUCCGAAAGGUCAGGAUGCUGAUUAA
This is a messenger RNA of Alternaria arborescens, 2097 nucleotides long. RefSeq lists its product as hypothetical. Lineage: Eukaryota; Fungi; Ascomycota; Dothideomycetes; Pleosporales; Pleosporaceae. The transcript has 4 exons. Bases 1 to 2097 code for a protein of 698 amino acids. The record is from RefSeq and is a predicted model, not a curated record.